Messenger RNA from Plasmodium malariae, 3672 nucleotides. Its product is annotated as conserved Plasmodium protein, unknown function. The record is from RefSeq and is a predicted model, not a curated record. NCBI's taxonomy places the organism in Eukaryota, Apicomplexa, Aconoidasida, Haemosporida, Plasmodiidae. Bases 1 to 3672 code for a protein of 1223 amino acids. The transcript has 2 exons.
AUGGAUAAGUUCGAAAAUACCAGCGGACUAUCAAACUUCUUAAUAGGGCAAGAAUUAAUAAUAGAUAAAUUAUUAUUUGAAAACAAAUACCUUAGCAAUAAAAGAAAGAACAAAGUAAAAGAUGUUAAUAAGUUGAACUAUUAUUUAAAUGAAAAAUUUGAAAUAUUUUUGGGGUAUCAUAAUUUUCUGAACAUUAUCUUUAAAAAGAAAAAGAUACUGAUUAGUAAGCAUGCAUUAGUGGGGAGGGGAAAAAAAGACAAAAGGGGUAGGCGUAGCGCUAGAAGUAGUGCAAUUAGCAGUGGUGGACGUAGUGGUAGAAGUAGCCGCAGCAAAAUACGCGAUUGUUAUUGGGACGGAAUGUAUAAUGUGUCAGCUCAAUGUAAAAGUGAAAACAUCCAUGAGAAUAAGAGUUUAGUAAAAGGAAAAACAGAAAGUGAAAGAAAUGAAAUAAAGAACAAUAAUAUUAGUGAUAAAGAUAAUCAAAUGAGGAGUGGAAAAACUAGGGAAGAGGAUAAUGACAGUUCAUUGAAUGAAAAAGAUAAAAAUAAAAAAAAAGGCAAUAAGGAUAAAGAAAAAAAUGGCGAAUGUAAAAUUAGUAUUGUUAAUCAUACAGAAGAUAAUAUAAUAAGGAAUGAGAUACAGAGUGAUUCAUUUUCCUAUAAUAAUGAAAGCGAAAGUUUGCAUAUUAAUGAGAAGGAGAAUGAAAAAUGCGAUUUAUUACAUGAUCGACGUAGCAGUAGUGUGAAGGAGGCAACGGAGGAUGUAUAUCAUGUUGAAUAUGGUAAUAUUUUAAAAAAAGAAGUGGAAGAAGUGGAAGAAGUGAAAGAAGUGAAAGAAGUGAAAGAAGUGGAACAAGUGGAACAAGUGAAAGAAGUGGAACAAGUGGAACAAGUGAAAGAAGUGGAAGAAGUGAAAGAAGUGGAAGAAGUGAAAGAAGUGGAAGAAGUGAAAGAAGUGGAAGAAGUGAAAGAAGUGGAACAAGUAGAAAAAGAAGGAGAAGAUGUGGACAAUUUCGUAAAUACGGCAAAUAGAAUAAGUAAUAGUAUCAAUAUUAAUGAUUAUUCUGACGAGUGUGAACACAAUGAAUCAUUCAGUUCACAUUCUAGUUACUCAGAUGCAAGCUAUGUAUCAAACUUAUCACCAGAUGUCUUAUGUUUUGAAAAGCAGUUUAAAUAUAUAUAUGACAUGUACAGACAGAACGACCAAAAUAUUUUCCUAUUUUAUAACCCACCUGUGUGUAAAUGCUCCAACAAACAUUUAAAAGAAAAUUUUUUUAGGUACCUAAACAGUAAAUACCCUUGCCUCUUUAACUGCACUUUUUCCGAUCAUAAUGGAAAAGAAAAAAACUCCAUCUUUGAUGAUAAGGAUGGCAGUGGUAUCGACAAAAACGUUAGCUAUGUGGAUAGAAACAGUGUUAGUGAUAUGAAUAGAUGCAGUAGUGGAGGUGAUGCCAGCUCGUACGGGAAGGUAGCAUCGGACGCUGCGGAGAUGAAACUGUAUGCAAAGGCAUUCUUCGAGUUAUUCUGUUUUGAAAAAUAUUAUUAUGACAAGAGAAGUUGUACUUCUAUUCCUUUAGAUGAUGUUGUACAAGGGAAGACUUGUAACAAAGGUACACUGAAAAAUCAUUUAAAGGUAGAUGGAAUAAAAGAGGAGAAGAAUUGUAUCCCCAAUACUAAUUCGAAAGAAGAGGAGAAUUUGUUAAAAUUAUUUUUUCAUAAAUGCUUGUACAGAAUUAUAAAAGAAAAAUGUAAGACUUGUGAUAACAGUGCUUGUUGUGGUUUAUUGUACAUACCAUACAGUUACAUUGUUGUAGUGUUAAAUAGAAAGGUGGAAAAUUUAACGUAUGUUUGUACUAAUAUAAAAUUACCAUCGAACACAGAUAUAUACUAUAACAAUAAGAAGAAUGUUAUAACUAUUUGUACAAAAAAUUCUGAACAUGAGUUUUUCUGUUAUUAUUGUUUAAAACAGAAUAAUUAUGUGAGAAACAUUCUAAUAUAUGAUGUAUACUUCGAUGGAUUCAUCCCUUUUUAUAAACCAUUACUUAAUUUAAAAACUAAGAAAAAUCAAGAAAAAGUUUAUAAUUAUAUAAAUUACAAUAAGGGAUUGAAUUUAUCAAUAGUGUUUUUCUUAACAGAGCCCGAGAUGAAAAACGAGAUUAUCAGCGGCUUGAAGGGGAAAAACAAAAAGGACAACAAAAGGAGCGUGAGUAGGGACGAACGUAGAAGUGGAAGUAGGGACGAACGUAGAAGCGGAAGUAGAAGCGAACGUAGCAGUGGAAGUAGAAGCGAACGUAGCAGUGGAAGUAGAAGCGCACAUAGCAAUGGAAGUAGAAGCAGGCGCAGUGAUAGGCGCGUGUCAAAGGAGGAUGAUAUGAGGGGCAUGAAGCUGCGCGUGUGCAGAAUUUUCAAUAUAAACCAUCGCAACGAAUUUAGGGGGAUUAAUAAUAAUAGUAAUAAUAGCGGCAUGAGUAGUAGUCAUAAGAAAUACAUACAUUCAAAUAAUGACAAAGAAGAAGGGAAUGUAGAGAACUAUUUCUACAAUAUCUGUAAUGGAAAUGAAGUUAUUAACAAUAUGAACAUAAAUAUGAUUGUUGAAAAAAUAAUAAAAAUUGUAAAUAAAAAAGACAGUGUGUGUAACGAAAAUUGUAUAUAUAACAAUUUUAACAAAAAUAAUAUGAGAAAUAAAAAUCUUCAAAUAUAUUUAUGUGAAUCGAUUAAUUCAUAUGGUUUUGAUCGUCGUCCUUUAUGCAUCAAAAAGAGGGAAGUCAUUUUGUCAACUUAUGUACAUUUUCAAAAGAUUAUGAACGUUUAUUUUUUACAUAAAAAGUCCAAAAAUUUGGGUACCAUCAUUAACGGUCAACUAGAUGAAGAUGUUUUUAAGAAAGGUAUGAGGAAAAAUGAAAUGUUAUCCGAACUAUAUCGUAAAGAUGAUAAUGAUGAUAAUACCCCAGAUCGGGUAGAGAUAGGGACAGGAACUACUCAAUGGGGAAAAAACCAAGAACAAAAUGUUUUUCCAAAUGAACAGAAUAAACAAGAGCGGAAGAUAGAACAGGAGCAUGGGAAGGAAGAAGGAACAAAGUGCUUAUCUGUAGACACGGAUGAAGAUAAAAAAAACAAAGGAAGACUUAUAGACCCCAUAUUUAGUGAAGCCUUUUUCAUCUUUAACGAUAAUUCAGAUUUAUAUACAUAUGAAGAGUGCAAAAAGAGUAGAGUAGAUAACAUAAACAAAGGAAAUGAUACUAGUAAGAAUAAGAUUAUACAGAAGACCACCCCAGCACUAUUACCCCCUUCCAUUGGUGCUACCAAAAUUUUGGAUAAAUUAUGCACCAAAUUUUUACAGAGCUUAUUUAAUAUUUAUGUUUGUUCCUAUUUAAUGAAACAAAAUAAUUAUAAUAUGUAUGUAAUUGAAAAAAGAAAAAGAAAAAAUUUUAAAAAAUUAUCAUAUGCUUACAGGGUAAGCAUAAUAAAAAGGUACUACUACUACUUGUUUGAUAUAUAUAAAAAGAAAUUUAACGUACACUUAAUGAAAGAGGAAGAGGAUGACAUACAUCGUAGCAACUGGAUGAAGGAGGAUGCAUACAUUUUGCGUAAUACUUCCAAGAAAAGGCAGAAACAAAAUGGGGUAGCCAAAGGAGGGGGUAAUCAGACGCGAGUUGCUAUGUAUGCUUGUUAA